CCCGAGUUCAUAUGGAGUUGUUAACGCUGUCGCUUUUACUGCUGUUGCUGGGAUUGCAGCCACCACCGGGCAGCAGUCAGUUUAAUGUGGAGAAUAACUUUCGCAACAUGCAGGUGCGUCUGGCCACAAGCCCUACAACGGCCAGCAGUUUGCACGCCGGUCGUGUGGAAGUUAGCUUUGACUAUGGCGAGACCUGGGGCACCAUUUGUGCUACAACGUGGACGAAGCGGGAGGGUAAUGUAGUUUGUCGACAGCUGGGGCUGGGCUACGCCUCGAUGGCUGCUCAGAGCACAGAGUUUGGUGAUAGCCGCGAGCACCCCUGGGGCAUGGUAGGGACGCGUUGUCGCGGCAUGGAAUCAAAGCUGGCGCAAUGCUUCCGCGAGCCGAGCUAUCCCACUGUGUGCAAUGCAAGCAAUCGCAAUAUUAGCACUGUGGCUUGUGUCAGUAAAUCGCCGGAUUUGGAAAUUGGUUUGGUGGACAUUGAGGUAAGCGCAUAUUUGGCAAAUGUGCCCAUGACACAGCUCGCCUGCGCCAUGGAGGAGAAUUGUGUAUCGGCGGAUGCGUAUGUUAUACGGCGUACGAAUCCAGCCGGGAUACGCAAGCUGCUGCGCUUCUCUGUCAAGGCCUCGAAUGUGGGCAAUGCAGACAUCAGUCCGUAUGUCAAUUACAAGGAUUGGGAAUGGCAUCAGUGCCACAUGCACUUUCACAGCAUGAAAGUGUUUGCCACCUUCGACGUGUACAAUCAUAACUAUAAAAAGAUCGCCCAGGGCCACAAGGCUUCCUUCUGCCUGAUGGACACCGAGUGCAAUGUGGGCGUGACCAAAAAGUACUACUGCGGCAACACCACGCAGGGCAUCACCGCAGGUUGCGCGGACGUUUACAGUCAUGUGCUGGACUGCCAGUGGGUGGACGUAACUACGGUGCCUGUCAAUCAAACGUACAUACUGCGUGUGGCGCUCAAUCCGGAAUACAUGCUAGGCGAAAUGUCCUUUGAGAAUAAUGGCGCCGAAUGCAAGUUGCACUACACGGGCGAUGCGACCAGCACGCGCGUCUCGCACUGCAGGCGCAUGCCCUUGUGGCAUUAGCAAAUAGAUAAUUAUAAUACUAAUUAGCAUAGGCUUCUC
Molecule: messenger RNA, 1124 nt
Organism: Drosophila busckii
Lineage: Eukaryota; Metazoa; Arthropoda; Insecta; Diptera; Drosophilidae
Gene: Loxl1
Product: lysyl oxidase homolog 2
Exons: 2
Coding region: 12-1085 (357 amino acids)
Biological process (GO): peptidyl-lysine oxidation
Cellular component (GO): membrane
Molecular function (GO): protein-lysine 6-oxidase activity; copper ion binding
Source: RefSeq, a predicted model, not a curated record